AUGGACGCGGGGCUGCUGAGUGUCAUCCUGGGCACUGUCCUAAUUGUAGGAUUUUGGCGAGAAGCUGGCGUGGCCUCCAGCCAAAACCUGGCGCUAAAGACCCCAAAGAGGCUGGAGGCCUUGUUCCUGACCUUGAGUGGAGAUGAGCUGACCGGGAAGGCUGCGUACGACAGCUCAGGAAGUUGUGAGACAGAAAAAAUAGUGGGCUCAGAAAUAGAUGUUUUGGGGAGAUCCUGCUUCCCAGGCCACAGGGAGACCCACGUGAUAGGCACGGACUACGAGCAGGACGCCAUUCUGAGGGUGUCCCUGCACUGGCAGGGCCAGGAUUUCCACGUGCUCAAAUACUUUAGUAAGCGCACCCCGCGGUGGGGGCUGGCCUCGCUCCCGCGUCCCGGAAACGGCCCAGCCCAGCCCCCUGGUGUCCCCACAGCUCGGACCCUUGAGGACGAGUACGGACCAGGCUUCUGGAGGUUCCGGGAGUUGACAACAGACAUAGGGCUGUACCUGGUGGCCCGGCACGGGAGGUGUGCCAAGCUCCUGAAGGAGGUGAGCCUCGCCCCCCGCUGCGCCGAGCCCCCAGGCUGAGUCUCCCGGCCUGACAGGGGGCCUGGGUCACUCUGGAUCCACGCUGCCAGAUGCGACCCUGGAGGCUGGGGGACUGAGGACAGGGCUGGGAGAGGGAAGGGGAGAGGCGGAGCCGGUACGUCCCACCCGGGUGGGGACACAGACCUCGUGUCUCAGGUUCCCACUGUGCUGGCCCAUCCCCUGCCUGAGCCCCGAGAGGUGGGGGACUAUCACCCUGCUUUGGAGGUAGAGAAACUGAGGCCCAGGGAGGCUGCUCACAGUCAUGCAGCUAAGACACGGGCUCCCACCUGUGGCCCCAACCACUGCCCUGAGGCCCUGCCCUUCUGUGUCUCAGGAGCUGAUCUAGAGGAUCCCCUGACCCCAGGCCAGCAUGGUCCGAGGCCCCUCCCGCCUGGCCUGCCUUGGCCCCAGGGGGCGGCUCGCACCCGCUCCGAAUAAACCCCAUGCCAAGCCCA
Molecule: messenger RNA, 1040 nt
Organism: Neofelis nebulosa (Clouded leopard)
Lineage: Eukaryota; Metazoa; Chordata; Mammalia; Carnivora; Felidae
Gene: LCN8
Product: lipocalin 8
Exons: 5
Coding region: 1-585 (194 amino acids)
Molecular function (GO): small molecule binding
Source: RefSeq, a predicted model, not a curated record